This is a messenger RNA of Panthera uncia (snow leopard), 4479 nucleotides long. RefSeq names its product general transcription factor 3C polypeptide 1-like. Gene Ontology annotation, biological process: 5S class rRNA transcription by RNA polymerase III; transcription initiation at RNA polymerase III promoter. Lineage: Eukaryota; Metazoa; Chordata; Mammalia; Carnivora; Felidae. The record is from RefSeq and is a predicted model, not a curated record. Gene Ontology annotation, molecular function: DNA binding. The transcript is spliced from 5 exons. Bases 75 to 962 code for a protein of 295 amino acids. Gene Ontology annotation, cellular component: transcription factor TFIIIC complex.
CGCAGGCGCGCUGGAGGGCCUAUAGUGUCCUGGUGCGCAGGCGCCGGGGGAGCUGCCUGCCCACCGAAGUAGCAAUGGACGCGCUUGAGUCGUUGUUGGACGAGGUGGCCCUCGAGGGGCUUGAUGGCCUGUGUCUGCCUGCGCUGUGGAGCCGUCUGGAGACGCGAGUGCCGCCCUUCCCCCUGCCUUUGGAGCCCUACACGCAGGAGUUCCUGUGGCGGGCCCUUGCCACGCACCCGGGCAUCAGCUUCUAUGAAGAGCCUCGAGAGCGACCCGACCUCCAGCUCCAGGACCGAUACGAAGAGAUUGACUUGGAAACCGGAAUUUUGGAGUCCCGGAGGGAUCCAGUCGCUUUGGAGGACGUCUACCCCAUUCACAUGAUUUUAGAGAAUAAAGAUGGCAUCCAGGGCUCUUGCCGGUACUUUAAGGAGAGGAAAAACAUAACCAAUGACAUCAGGACCAAGUCUUUACAGCCCCGCUGUAUGAUGGUGGAGGCCUUUGGCAGGUGGGGAAAGAGACUGAUCAUCGUCGCCUCCCAGGACAUGCGGUACAGGGCCUUGAUAGGCUUGGAGGGUGACCCCGACCUGAAGCUCCCUGACUUCUCCUACUGCAUUUUGGAGCGGUUGGGCCGGUCCCGGUGGCAAGGCGAGCUCCAGCGUGACCUCCACAGCACUGCUUUCAAGGUUGAUGCCGGGAAGCUCCACUAUCACCGGAAAAUUCUGAACAAAAACGGGCUCAUUACGAUGCAAUCACAUGUGAUCCGAUUACCCACCGGAGCCCAGCAGCACUCGAUCCUCCUCCUCCUGAAUCGGUUUCACGUGGACAGGAGGAGCAAAUAUGACAUCCUCAUGGAGAAGCUCUCGGGUGUGCUGAGCACACGGAGUAACCAGAUGGAGACCCUGGGCAGGCUGCGAGAAGAGCUGGUAAGUGCCCGGGGCCGCCUGUGCUCUGGGCCGGACUGAACUGUGCCACAGCCUGGACAUCUUUGUUUAGUGUACCUUGAUGGUGGCUUGUAAUCAGCCCUGUUCACAGACUUAACCGUCCUUAACCUGGAAGCGAGUGGGAUCUUCCUUUGUUCCACAGAAGGAAAAAGUGCCCAGGACUUCAUCGAAGGCCUUCCUGCCCUAGGCUGGCUCCCGUUUUCCCCAGGGUUUGCUCGAGGCCCUGCGGUAUAAGUUCGUGUGGAAUGGUGGACCUGGGUACUUAGGGGUGCUUCUGUGAGCACGCUUCUAAUUCCAUCACACUGGUUUAAUACUGAAAUGAUAGUGUGACGGCACGGGGAGAGAAGUGCUUACCCACCGGCCUAGUCUCUGGGCCCCGCAGUAGAGUUGGGGGGAGGAGGAAAGCACAGAGGGGGCAUGUGGCCUCCAGGCUGAUUAGAACAGUGUUCGGCGGAGCCAGCAUUAGACGGGGGAGAGAAACAAAUUGCCCUGCCAGUGAGACAGCGGAACUUAAACCUGAAGUUUAAAGGCAGCCUGUUUGGGUCAUAGUGAUUAGCCCACAAAGGACCGUGAUUUGGAAUCUGAUUAUCAACAUCAGGGUUGGGGCGCCUGGGUGGCUCAGUAGGUUAAGCAUCCGACUCUGGAUUUUAGCUCGGGUCAUGAUCUCAUGGUUCGUGGGAUCGAGCCCCUUGUUGGGCUUCAUGCUGAGCUUGGAGCCUGCUUGGGAUUCUCUCUCCCUCUCUCUCUGCCCUUCCCUGUCCCUCAAAAUAAAUAAACAUUAAAAAAACCAAAAGACAAUAAUCCUUGCUCCUUACCUCCUGCAUUGGUGAGUGGAGCCCUCAUCUCUGAUUCCGUCAUAGAGGGAAAUGGGCCUCUUCUCUAUGCUAGAUCUCCUCUACGCCCGAGCCCCUCAUUUGUUCAUUUAUUUAUUUAGAGCUAGAGAGAGCACACGAGCAAGGAAGGGCAGAGGGAGAGAGAAUCUUAAGCAGGUUCCAUGCCCGACACAGAGCUCGAUCUCCUACUCCCGACUGAGAUCAUGACCCGAGCAGAAAUCAGGAGUCAGAUGCUUAACCGACUGAGCCACACAGGCCCCCAUGCCCAAGUCUCUUUGAGGCAGAGCUUAGGAACUGAGGCCUGGUGGUCAGAUUUGGCCUAUAUGUUGUUAAAAGUACAUUUGACCUGGCAUUUUUUUUUUUUUAACUGAGAUUUCACAGCAAAUCUAAGUUCCCUGCUUCCUUUGACAUAUCAGAGGCUCCGUCAAGCCUGGGCCUGCAGUCUCUCCCGAUGGCAGUCAGCUAGAGCCAGCUGUGCGCUGGCCAGCCGCCCCUCCGCCCACCCCCCACCGGCCCCUUCCUUGCUGCCACCUCUCAGACACCAGGCCCUUGUCAUUUGUCAUGACAUGUGCACUGCUGUUUGUGGUAAGAAAUAUUUUUCGGUAUCUGAGUCUCCAUGAAGAGUGGAAAAUGAAAGAAAAAUACAUCUUUCUCUUGAGAGAUCCUAGUAGAAAUGAAGAAAAUCCCUAUUUAAUAAACAAAUCUCUGCCCACAUUGUUCCUCAUAUUUCUUGUCCAGCAGACAUCGGUGAUUGAAACCCUCCGCCCUACUGGGUCACUCGGGCGUGCGGAGACCGGGCUAGUCGGGUCCCAGGUCAGCACUGCGGACUGUCUAAGUGAUACGAAUGGACUGUCACAGGAUGCUGUUCUCUUAUUUCUCCAGCAGAUACUUUAGUGAAUGUCUGCUUUGAGUCAGAACUGUGUCCUGUACUUCGAUGACAAAAAUUAGUGAGGAUGACGGGUCUCCCACUGUCGUGGAGCAGUGUCACUGGAGAGGCAGACGUGCGAACACAUGCUCAGGCUCGAAGGCGCCUCGCAAGGACGCGCUUGCUUCAGGGAGCUGGGAGAGGCUUUAUAGAGCAAGUUGCAGCUGAGCUGGGCUGUGAAGAAGUGUUCCCAAAGUAGACAGACAAGAAAUGGCAUCUCGGGCACGGGAGGGUGGCUCCAGCAGGUUGGCAGAGGCGCAGUAACCGAGCCGUCGCCAGGCGGCAGUGUGCUCAGGCAGGAGGAACGGCAAUGUGGCUGGAGCGCUAAGAAAGGUCUAGAGCACCGGGCUGGGGGGCUGGUUUGUGGCCUUCAGCCUCGUAAACCGCCGGUGGCAAUUCAGAGACGGAGAAGUUACGAGGAGGGAAGAGUGUUUAUAGGAAAUGAACCUGGCAGAGGAAGAGAGAUUGGAGGUGUGGCUGGCAAGGUGGAUGCUGUUGACUCUGGCCGGGGGUGAUGACCGCUAGAAGGGAGAUGUUUUGGAGAGGAGCUAGCAGGGCGGAGUGAGCGCCUGAGGCCAGGACGUGGAGGUGAGUGAAAGGGAAGGAGUCUUGCUGUCCGGCUUGAGUAAUGGCUCCUCACUGAAGCCGAUGGGGCUGGAGGGCAGGCUCCCGAGAGCAGGGACCGGGGACCAGCGACCGUGCCUGUUUGUUCACUGCUGAAGCCCCACCAGGCGGACGCUGCCUGGCCCAUGGUAGGCGCUCAGUAAGUAUUUGUGGAAUGGGUGUCUGAAUAAAGUAGGGAGUUCAGAAGGAGGAACGCGUUUGCACGAGGACGAGGCGCAUGACAAAUUUGAUGUUAGGAUUUAUUGAGUGUGACGGUCUUCUGGGACUUUGACUUAGUGAUGUCUCAUCGGCAGCCGGAAACAGGGUCAGAGGAAACGGAGCAGGAUUUGGUGAAUAAUUAGCCAACACGUGAGGUUGACGCCAUGAAUAUGCAUGCUGUCCUUUGGGGGGAGUGGGGGAGGCUCACACGGCCUCUUUCCCUUGUUGCUGGGCAGAUUGUGCGAGACCCUGAUGGCAGACCCCCCGGAGGGCAGGACUCCCAUCAUCCUCUCCCGCGCUUGGGAUCGUCCAGGACGUAGGACCCUAUGUUAGGGGCUGGGGUUUGAUGGAUGAGCUUCCGUAGGGUCUUUCCAUGAUGCCGAGGGCACAGCUAGAUUAACAAGAGAUCCCAUUUACAAGCCGGUGGCUUCGGAUGAGCCAUAUGUGAGUCAUCUGUAAUUCCUUGAUAGCCGUAUGUCCUCCUGCCCGAGGGCUGGGGCACUGGCUGCUCUGAGAGUUGAUCACAUAUGUGGUGGCGGCAGCCCGCAGACAUUUUGCUCCCUCUCUCUCCCCCAGAGAGUAAGAGGAAACCCGUAAGACUCCACUAAGGGCUCUUAGUGGUAAGUGCCUCCUGUCAUUCAGCCCACGGCCUACAGCAGCCGGAACUGGCCUCAUGACUCCAGGGGUGGCCAAGUCAAUGCUCGUCGCAGCCAGGAUGGAUUUAUGAACAAAUGAAACAGGCCGGGUGUAAAAAAUGUUUUUGCUCUCGGUAUGGAUUCAAGAAAUGUGUAAUCCUCCUGGUAACUACUGUAGGAGAAGACGGCACAUAACUGGUGACCUUCAACCCCAAUGUACCAGAGGCUGAUGGGGCCACCGUGCAUGGGCCUGCCUGUCGCGGCUCCCUCUGACUGCUGCUCUGAGGAACCGCAGUCCAAGGAUUUGUUGCUGGAUUUUUUUU